Polyodon spathula (Mississippi paddlefish) is the source of this 2687-nucleotide messenger RNA. RefSeq names its product nucleolar GTP-binding protein 1-like. The transcript is spliced from 17 exons. Gene Ontology annotation, biological process: ribosomal large subunit biogenesis. Gene Ontology annotation, molecular function: GTPase activity; RNA binding; GTP binding. NCBI's taxonomy places the organism in Eukaryota, Metazoa, Chordata, Actinopteri, Acipenseriformes, Polyodontidae. The coding region runs from base 60 to 1964 and encodes 634 amino acids. Gene Ontology annotation, cellular component: nucleolus. The record is from RefSeq and is a predicted model, not a curated record.
UUGUUCCGUACACGCUCUCGCGAUAUUGUAGGCUGGCGAGCGCUGCAUAGGGUGGCAAGAUGGCUCUCUACAACUUUAAGAAGAUUAUGGUGGUCCCCACCGCAAAGGACUUCAUAGACAUCACAUUAUCGAAGACCCAAAGGAAGACCCCCACGGUUGUUCAUAAGCAUUACCAGAUCCACCGAAUCAGGCAUUUUUAUAUGAGGAAGGUGAAAUUCACGCAGCAGAACUACCAUGACAGACUCACCCAGAUCCUAACUGAUUUUCCAAAACUGGAUGACAUUCAUCCUUUCUACGCAGAUCUUAUGAAUGUUCUGUAUGACAAAGAUCAUUACAAGCUGGCUUUGGGACAGAUCAACAUCGCGAAGAACCUCAUUAACAAUGUUGCCAAGGACUAUGUUCGGCUGAUGAAGUACGGAGAUUCUCUUUAUCGCUGCAAGCAGCUGAAGCGUGCAGCUUUGGGGCGUAUGUGCACCAUCGUCAAGCGACAGAAGCAGAGCUUGGAAUACUUGGAGCAAGUACGUCAGCAUCUUUCCCGUUUGCCAACCAUUGAUCCCAACACCAGAACCCUUCUGCUCUGUGGGUACCCCAAUGUGGGAAAGUCUAGCUUCAUAAACAAGGUAACCAGAGCUGAUGUUGAAGUGCAGCCCUAUGCCUUCACCACAAAGUCUCUUUUUGUGGGACACAUGGAUUACAAGUAUCUGCGCUGGCAGGUAGUGGAUACUCCUGGUAUUCUGGACCACCCUCUGGAAGAGAGGAACACCAUUGAGAUGCAGGCUAUCACGGCGCUGGCCCACCUGCGCUCUGCCAUCCUGUAUGUGAUGGAUGUGUCCGAGCAGUGCGGGCACGCUCUGGAGCAGCAGCUGGAGCUCUUCCACAGCAUCAGACCCUUGUUUGCUAAUAAGCCAUUGAUUGUUGUGGCUAAUAAAUGUGAUGUGAAGAAGAUCGGCGAACUCUCUGAGGAAGACCAGAAAAUCUUUGCCGAUUUUGAGGAGGAGGGAAUUCCAGUCAUAGAAACUAGCACCCUGACAGAGGAGGGGGUCAUUCAAGUGAAAACGCAGGCUUGUGAUAAGUUGCUGGCUCACCGGGUUGACAGUAAGAUGAGAGGAAAGAAGGUGCAUGAUGUACUGAACAGAUUACAUUUAGCUGUUCCUUCUAAAAGAGAUGAGAAGGUGCGACCUCCUUUCAUUCCAGAGGGGGCUUUGGCGCGCAGGAAAGCAAUGGAAAUUGAUGCACCUAAACGCAAGUUGGAGAGAGAUCUGGAGGUGGAGCUUGGUGAUGAUUACACCCUGGACCUACAGAAAUACUGGGACUUGUUGAAUGAGAAUGAGAAGCAUGAUAAGAUCCCAGAGAUAUGGGAGGGUCACAAUAUAGCUGAUUAUAUUGAUCCUGAAAUCAUGAAGAAACUUGAAGAUCUGGAGCAGGAAGAGGAGUUGAAGGAGAAAGCCGGAGAGUAUGACUCGGAUGAUGAAAGUGAAGACGAGGAGAUGCAGGAGAUCCGGCAGCUGGCCAGCCAGAUCAGAGAGAAAAAGAAACUGAAAAUUAUUGCAUCCAAGGAGAAGGAUGUGCAUGGACCAAGAAUGCCCAGGACCGUAAAGAAGGUUGAAAGAAAGACUCUUGAAAGAGAGAUGAGUAGCCUUGGUAUUGACAUGAGUGGUAAAGAUGACGCUCACUAUGCUGUCCAGGCUGGCAGAUCCAGAAGUCUCAUCAGGAAGCGCAAACGUGAAGCCUCUGAGCCUCCCACGUCCAGAACUCGCAGCCAGAGCGCCUCCCGCCCCCCACGGGACGUGUCCGGGAUUCGGGAUGAUAAGAUGUUGAAAAAGGUUAAGAGGAUGAUGAAGAACUCCCAGAGAGACAUGAAUCGCAUGGGCAAGAAAGGAGAGGCAGACAGACAUGUGUUUGAUCUCAAACCCAAACAUUUGUUUGCAGGCAAGAGAAAGUCAGGCACCAACGACAGAAGAUAAAAGUGAUAUUUCAGAUACAAACUGAAUUUACUUUCACCGUGUGCUUGGUAUAUUGUCUAGAGAAAAUGCAUAAUUCAAUGGACAGAUUCAAACUGCCUUAUAUUUGUUUUAGAGAUGGGGAUGCUGUAAGCCUACAUAAUCCUCUUCCUGAUGUGUUUAAUUCGGUAAUGCAAAGCUGCUCCAGUUUGGGUUGGACUUGCUUACCAAGUCGAAGAUUAGUGCUCAUUAAGAUUAGGUGUCAGUGAAACUGUCUAUUUAUCAUAAGUUGAGGGGAGGUAUUGAAGAAACUGACUGGGAAGAGCUGCAGCUGUAUUUCUUCUAGAACAGUUAACAGUGCCAGGGAUACACCUGGAUUGUAAAUGUGGAGUGGUAAUUCCAGGAUAAGCACGGGUGGACAGUUGAUUCAGUCCUUGGUGAAUUCAUAGUGCUGCACAAGGCUCUUCAAAAAGAAAACACACUUGCUUAUCCCAGCCAGGGAAUGAAGUAGACAGAUGUUUCGGGGUAAUUCCUGAGUACUUGGGGGAAUUUGCUUAUGCCAUGCCGUUUAAAAUAUUCCACGUCAAUUUGAAAUACAUACACUUUAAAUGUAUGCAUAGUAUUUGGUAGUUUAUUGUACUGUAUAAUUUGUAUGCUGCUACAUUUUUGGUCAGGCUUUGGGUAUGGUGAAAUGUAAACUUCGAGUGAAGUUAAACCAUGUCUCUAUUAAAUAUCUCUUCUCCAUGA